Messenger RNA from Naegleria lovaniensis, 543 nucleotides. RefSeq lists its product as uncharacterized. The record is from RefSeq and is a predicted model, not a curated record. The coding region runs from base 1 to 543 and encodes 180 amino acids. The transcript has a single exon. NCBI's taxonomy places the organism in Eukaryota, Heterolobosea, Eutetramitea, Acrasida, Naegleriidae.
AUGUCUAAUCUGCUCUCUAAGAAGUCUUGGCAUGUUCAAUCAACUCGGAAUCGAGAAAGAGUGAGAAGGGACGAACAACAGGAAAAGGAAAAACAUCAAUCCGAAGAAAAGAAGAGAAAAAAGGAGGAGUCUCAAAAAACACUGGACUCUUUCAAGAGACUAAAACCAUCUUCAUCAUCCGACCAUCAACAGUUGAAUAUUCUUGAUCUGUCUAGCAAUUUGAUUCAAAAUUCCGAAGCAGGGAAUAGUGUCAUUUCUAAUUCAAAACCACAGAUCCCUGAAGGAGUUUCAUUCAAAAGUGCUCUCAAAUACGAUCAUCAAUCACUCUUUCAUAAAGUAGUAGUCAAUGACAACGUCAAUCGUUCGGACUUUUCCGAUAAGAAACGCUCAACAGAAGACUCGAAAGUAAAGAAGAAAAAGCAAACAAAGGACAAUCCACCUCCCUCCAUGGAUGACCUUCUCAAAGAGUAUCAAGCUCGAAAUGCGAUUGAGUCAGCAAAAACAAAAGCCUUGUUGGAACAAUCAAAGAAAACGAACAAGUAA